Molecule: messenger RNA, 1356 nt
Organism: Prunus dulcis (almond)
Lineage: Eukaryota; Viridiplantae; Streptophyta; Magnoliopsida; Rosales; Rosaceae
Exons: 2
Coding region: 1-1356 (451 amino acids)
Source: RefSeq, a predicted model, not a curated record
AUGGAGGUGUGUGUCAUUGCCAAGUGCACAUAUAAGUCGGAAACCAUCAUGUUUUCAGUCUCAUCAGAGUCAUCCAUGGUUGAUAUUUUGAAGACUUUGUGUCUGAGGUUUAGGGGUUUGCAGUUGGGUUGUUUCACAUUACGGUAUUCGGUGCCCAGUUAUCCGAGUUGUUUUCUAGAAACGGAUAGCGAUUUGGACUUGAUGAGGACAUUUUUGUUGAUAUCAAAUGAGAAGACUGUUGAUAUUUUAGUGAAGGAUUUAUGCGGGAUCAGUGAAUAUAGUGGUGAUUUUUGUGUAAAUAAGGAGUUGAUAGCAUGUGAAAAGGGCGAGUCGUCGUGUUCUAGUACUGUCGAAGACAGAAACGAGUUUUUGGGCAGGUCGAAGAGAGCAAGUGCUAAGCCUUUGUUGUCAAAUGAGUGGGAGACAUACAUACAUCAUGUGGGGCAGAAGUUUGACGGUGGUGCAGAGGAGUUCCGGUUGAAAUUGUGCAAGUACGCUCUUGAAGUAGGAUUUAAUUUUUUAUAUGCCGGCAAUGACAAGAAGCGGGUGGUUGCUGUUUGUUCGAAUAAGAAAUUGGAGGGUUGCAGCUGGCGUGUUUAUGCUUCUCGUUGUGAAGCUACUGGCAGUUUUGUAAUUCGGACGUUAAAUAAUGUUCAUACAUGUGCGGGUCGGAUACGGGAAUCAAAGAGUAAGAUGAUGAGGUCUCGUGUGGUGUCCUCCCUCAUUGUGGACAGAAUUCGUGCAAAACCAGAGCUGAAGCCAGUUGAGAUUAUACACGAGUUCAAAGAUUAUUAUGGUAUAGACAUUUCAUACUACCACGCAUGGUUUGGCAAAGAGUUAGCUAAAUUGGACGUUCACGGUGAUGAGUCGAAGUCCUUCAACGAGUUAGUGUGGUAUGCGGACGCCGUAAAGGAAACUAACACUGGUUCUCUCUGCACUCUUGAUUGUGAAGCUGGAAUUAAUCGCUUUCGACGGUUUUUUGUGUCUUUUGGCGGUUGCAUUGCUGGAUUUCAAUAUUGCAUACCCUUGUUGUUCAUUGAUGCUACGUUUUUGAAGAGCAAGUACAAGGGGCAGCUUCUCUGUGCUUCGGGAAAGAAUGGAAAUCAAGGUUGUGAAAUUCUUGUUUCGUAUAGCCACGUGCUAGAAUUCCUCCACUCCGUACAGCGUUCAAAAAAAAUAUUAUUCCACGUGUCACCCUCAGCUCACGGGAGCCCACCUUCUUUCUUCUUUGCUUGCGCUGUCACAGUUCGCGCCCUGUUGUUAUGUUCCAGCAGGAAGCAAGCUCCCGCUGAUUUUAAAAAUAAAGAAGCCAAAAGGAAACGCACACAGAAAAAGCGCUUCUGCGCUGGUGAUUGA